AUGCCCUUGCUUUGCUAUAAUAGAGGCUGCAGCCAGCACUUCGACCCAGAGACCAACAUGGAUGAUUCUUGUACAUAUCAUCCAGGAGUUCCAGUUUUUCAUGAUGCUUUAAAGGGCUGUACAAAGGGUAAGCACAAUGAUGAGAAGCCCCCUGAGCCUGUCAAACCCGAAGUCAAGACUACCUCUGAGAAGGAAUUGUCUGAAUUAAAACCUAAAUUUCAAGAACACAUCAUUCAAGCCCCUAAACCAGUAGAAGCAAUAAAAAGACCAAGCCCAGAUGAACCAGUGACAAAUGUGGAGUUGAAAAUAGGUUCUUCACUAAAACAAGUACUGGAUAAACUUAAACUGUCAUCUGAGAAUGAAGUAGAUAAAAAGGAUAAUGAUAGUGAUGAAAUUAAGAUUGGGACUUCAUGUAAAAAUGCUGGCUGUGUAAAGACAUACCAGGGUCCACAGAGUAUAGAAGAAGUUUGUAUUUUUCAUUCUGGAGUUCCUAUUUUCCAGGAAGGGAUGAAAUAUUGGAGCUGUUAUAAGAGAAAAACUUCUGAUUUUAAUACAUUUUUAGCCCAAGAAGGAUAUACAACAGGAAAGCACUUGUGGACAAAAAAAGAUGUUGGGAAAAAAGUUGUUCCAUGUUGGCAUGACUGGCAUCAGACAGGAGGUCAAGUUACUAUCUCAAUAUAUGCUAAAAAUUCACUUCCAGAACUAAGUCAUGUAAAGGCAAAUAGUACACUGUUAAAUAUCCAUAUUGUAUUUGAAGGAGAAAAAGAAUUUCAUCAAAAUGUGAAAUUAUGGGGAGUAAUCAAUGUGAAGAGGAAUUUUGUAAAUAUGACAGCCACAAAGAUUCAAAUCACAAUGAGAAAAGCUGAACCUAUGCAAUGGGCAAGGCUUGAACUACCUUCACCCAAAAAACAAGAUGAUAGGGGGCAGCUGGAUUCUGUGCUAAUUAGUAAUUCUGAAAUCUUUCUCAGUAUGCAUAGUCAUAAGACCACCAAUAGUCCUGAAAAGAGUAUGAUAUAA
Molecule: messenger RNA, 1017 nt
Organism: Gracilinanus agilis (Agile Gracile Mouse Opossum)
Lineage: Eukaryota; Metazoa; Chordata; Mammalia; Didelphimorphia; Didelphidae
Product: cysteine and histidine-rich domain-containing protein 1-like
Biological process (GO): centrosome duplication
Molecular function (GO): zinc ion binding
Source: RefSeq, a predicted model, not a curated record